Bufo bufo (common toad) is the source of this 981-nucleotide messenger RNA. Its product is annotated as serine/threonine-protein phosphatase 6 catalytic subunit-like. NCBI's taxonomy places the organism in Eukaryota, Metazoa, Chordata, Amphibia, Anura, Bufonidae. Gene Ontology annotation, molecular function: protein serine/threonine phosphatase activity. The transcript has 2 exons. The record is from RefSeq and is a predicted model, not a curated record. Gene Ontology annotation, cellular component: cytoplasm. Gene Ontology annotation, biological process: G1/S transition of mitotic cell cycle; peptidyl-serine dephosphorylation. The coding region runs from base 1 to 981 and encodes 326 amino acids.
AUGGCGCCCCUGGACCUGGACAAGUAUGUGGAAAUCGCCCGGCAGUGCAAGUAUUUACCGGAGGAUGACCUGAAGCGCUUAUGUGACUAUGUGUGUGAUCUGCUGCUGGAGGAGUCCGACGUCCAGCCCAUAUCUACUCCAGUCACAGUCUGCGGAGAUAUACACGGGCAGUUCUAUGAUCUAUGUGAGCUGUUCAGAACCGGGGGCCAAGUCCCUGACACAAGUUACAUAUUUAUGGGAGACUUUGUAGACCGAGGAUAUUACAGCCUGGAAACCUUCACCUACCUUCUUGCUCUGAAAGCCAAGUGGCCGAACCGCAUCACCCUGCUGAGAGGGAAUCACGAGAGCAGACACAUCACACAAGUCUACAGAUUCUACCAUGAGUGCCAAACGAAAUAUGGAAAUGCCAGUGCAUGGCGGCGCUGUACCGAGGUGUUUAACAUGCUGACAGUGGCAGCCUUAGUAGAUGAGCAGAUUUUCUGUGUACAUGGCGGACUGUCUGCAGACAUAAAGACUUUGGAUCAGAUUCGGACCAUUGAUCGUAAUCAAGAAAUCCCUCACAAAGGAGCCUUCUGUGACUUGGUAUGGUCAGACCCCGAGGACGUGGACACUUGGGCUAUCAGCCCCAGAGGGGCAGGCUGGCUGUUUGGUGCCAAGGUCACCAAUCAGUUUGUGCACAUAAAUAACCUGAAACUUAUCUGUCGAGCGCAUCAGGGCUACAAGUUUAUGUUUGACGAAAAGCUGGUGACCAUCUGGUCCGCCCCAAACUAUUGCUACCGCUGUGGCAACAUUGCGUCCGUUAUGGUUUUCAAGGAUGUGAACACACGGGAGCCAAAACUGUUCUGCGCUGUCCCAGAUUCAGAACGGGUGAUCCCACCCAGAACCACCACACCGUACUUCCUGAGGUCCCUCCACCUUCCGUGUGGCAGCAAACUUGGCAGUGCUACAUUUGCAGAGGAUGGAACCUUCUUUCCAUUCUAA